CAUGAGGCCAACAUGCCGACAUCACGGCGUUGUAGUUGUAGGUCCGACUAGUAUGUUAUGGUACCCGUGAAGUGUCUAUUAUUGCGUUUUUUCUUGUUUUUCAUUUCAUCGUUGCCAUGACGUGUACGUCAACGAACGAAACUUACGCAGUACGCAGUUCUAAGAACAGAUGUUAUACUUGAGAUAGCCAUGCGUUUGCGGAAAAAAAGAAAGAAGUAGCAUUUUACGCCGGCACGAGCGGUCUUCUGCUGCAGAAUGUUUCCUUAAAAAUUCGUGAACUUGACCUUUGCGCUGGAAUUACCUUAAUGAUAAUGUAAAAAGCUCUAAAGAAUCACCUGGCGUGUAGUAAGGUUCCGGCACUACUGUGGUGAAUGACAAUGAAGCUAACAUUGCUUCUGGUGCUACUGAUUCAUCAAGCCCUCUGCAACCAGCAGGCACUCACAGUAGUGAGCGGCACGAAUGGCGACGGAGAAGAGACAACGGUUGAGCAGGAUGAUGAGUCGUCCUCUGAUGCACCGCCGAGUCAUUUAUUCCAGCCAGAGAAGGAAUGGAAGGAGGUGAAACCAGGAGAUGUGCUGCCACCUGGUCUCCACGUACGCAUGGACCUCACUACAGGGCGCAAGGAGGCCAGACUUCUCAACGAAGAGCCCAAGAAACCACAAGGACCCAAAGAGAAGGAACGUGUUCGCUUGGAGUCUGACGACUUCAAAAAUUUUAUCAAAGACCUACGGGAUGAUCCCCAUGUAGAUGAACCUGGAGUCUCUGCAGUAUAUCGUAGCAUGGAAGAGAUCAAGCAGGAGAUGAGCAGCCUGAAGCUGGAGGCCAGGUCAGAGUCGGAACUCCUCGAAAACCUCCUGACACGCUACCAGAAUGCCACCCCCGAAGGCAAGGUUCCCCUCUUGCAAGAUAUGGAGUUCAUUUUGCAUCAGUACGAUGCAGCGCGGGAUUUCAUUAGAAUGGGUGGAUUGGUGGCUUUGGCUCCGGACCUGAACGCAACCAUCGACGAGGUGCGAGCGCUUGUGGCAUCUACGCUGGGCUCUGCAGUACAGGGCAAUCCGGAUGUCCAGAGCAGAGUGCUAGAAGCGGACCUAUUGCCUGCCCUGUUGCGGCUCGCGGCACUGGAUGCCUCGCAACGUGUUCGUUCCACUUCAUUCUUUGCUCUUUCCUGCCUGGUGAGGAAUUUCCCCCAAGCGCAGUCGCAGUUCCUGGCACAGGGUGGGCUCAGCGUAGUGGCUGCACUCAUGGGGCCCGCAGGAAUAGAUUUCAGAGGUGACUAUGUGGGAUCGAAGCUUGCUCUCAAGGCACUAAUUCUUCUGCAUGAUUUGGUUGAAGAGCAAAGCGUCAUAAAGGAUAGCACCCACACAGAGUUGCUGGCAAGCAUUCGCCUUCACGGUAUAUGCAGCCGGGUCGGUCCACUACUCCACAGUCCCGAACUGGACACGCAAGAAAAGGUGGUUCGAGCUAUGCUGGCCCUCGUCGAACCGUGCAGGGUACAGUUUCGCGAGACGGUGCCCCAGCUCAAGAAACUAGUCGAAGCGUACCGACACAAAGCGGCCGAAGAACUGAGUGCGGACGGCGGCGGAAGCCCGUACUUUGAAGGGCUACUCGCGACAGUUGAGCAGCUGUUGCGGACUUUGACCGUGCAGGCCAAAGAAGAACUGUGAAGACCAUGAGGGCUUUGAGCUGGUGACACUUCCAGAGAGUAGCUGAACUGUUCACGUGUGAAUGCAAGCCUCGGGACUGAAUUUGGCCAAUAAAUUUUCACUAUCGGCGCGA
Messenger RNA from Ornithodoros turicata, 1776 nucleotides. RefSeq names its product nucleotide exchange factor SIL1-like (gene Sil1). The transcript is spliced from 8 exons. NCBI's taxonomy places the organism in Eukaryota, Metazoa, Arthropoda, Arachnida, Ixodida, Argasidae. The record is from RefSeq and is a predicted model, not a curated record. The coding region runs from base 372 to 1664 and encodes 430 amino acids.